Molecule: messenger RNA, 261 nt
Organism: Puccinia graminis f. sp. tritici CRL 75-36-700-3
Lineage: Eukaryota; Fungi; Basidiomycota; Pucciniomycetes; Pucciniales; Pucciniaceae
Exons: 2
Coding region: 1-261 (86 amino acids)
Source: RefSeq, a predicted model, not a curated record
AUGGACGUAGACCCAAAGGACACCAAACUUGUCAAGGUCCAGGAGAAACUGGCAAAGCUGUUGUCCAUGGUCAAACAAGAGCGUAAGGUCUGGAAGGAGAUGGAGGCACUAUUGGCUGAGAAGGAGGCCCAACUGACCACCAAAAACCCACCACAAGCUCCAGCUGCGCCAGUCAAAGGCCCCAAGUUUGGCGCCCCCAACAAGUUUGAUGGCACUUGCGGAGCCAAAGCGGAGGUUUUCACAAACCAGGUCAAUCUCUAA